Messenger RNA from Xyrichtys novacula (pearly razorfish), 1803 nucleotides. Lineage: Eukaryota; Metazoa; Chordata; Actinopteri; Labriformes; Labridae. The record is from the annotation of a GenBank genome assembly.
AUGGAGCUCUCUGGAGAGUCUGAUGGGUACAUGGCUCUCACUGUGUCACAAGACGCUUCACUGGUAAGUCAAGUUCUGUCACUUAAAGUACCUUCGAGUCGAGCCUCAAGCCACAGUUUGUUUUAAGUCAUCUUGGUAAACGCAAUGUGUUGACCAUUUCUGUUUUUUGUCCACAGGGAGGGAACGACGAGACCUAUGUCUGUGCAAACGACAAUGGUGUUCUCAAAUUCAUUCCUGCUCGCCUCAACAAUAGCCAGCUGACAGAAACAAUGGUAAGUUCAGCUUUACCCAGACUACAUGAAAUCAAAAACAAUUUUUUGAUAAUGAUGCAGUCAUUAACAACCAAAUCUUUACAUCUCAUUUUUUAUUUAUUUGACUUCUGGGCUACGAAUCCCAUCCUUGAUCAAGCACUCAACACUUAAUGAUCAUCUUCUUUGUCCAUCUCUGUUCUCAAGCUGAAUGUCAACUCUGUGAAAGGCAGCAUUAAUGGAAGCACAAUCCAGUGUACGUUUUCUGCCACCCUACCAACCCAAACAACAAGAACUCCAAAUUUGGCACUUGGAAUCAGCAAGGGAGCUUUCAACAGCAGUAAGCUCACAAAACAAAAUUACAGACAUACAAAAUAUAACCUUUUCACCUAUCAACCAUACCAUAAUCACACACACUUUCACAGUGAAUAUGAUUUUUAUAAGAUUAUAAUACAAUCUUUUUGCCUGUGUUUACAGCCAGUGGUACUCUUGGAACCCCAAGCACUGUAUUCAGCAGCGGUCUUGUUGACCUGGGAAAUCCCAACGCCACAGCCACCAACCAGAUUACAACCACUGUUGCUCCUACUACUGGCCAUGCUGUUGUACUCCAGCAGUCAUUUGCACAAGGUGAGUGAAAGAGAUAUGGUCAUUUCUAGAACUGGAUGAUAAUUUGAGCAAUGUAAUUGGGAUGUAAAAUAGACACAAUACAGGAAGAGCCAUGUCGGUCAUAUGACCUGAAUCAUUUCAUGCUUUCACCACUUCCUGGUUAAACUGAACUACUGUAAACAUCUACUACUGAUGCUGCUCAUCAGUUUGCAUCCAUGUGUCACAUGAGAAGCUUUAAAAUGCAAACAUGUACACGAUGCUUCCACUGUCACAAAUACCUCAGCAAACGCUCAGUAAAGCGAGUAAGAUUUUUCAACAGUGUUCCCACUUAUCCUGGUUCAGACUGUUAAUACACCAGGAAUACGGAUUGUUUACUUAAAUGUCUAUUUGCAGUGCAUGUGCAUUGCAGUGAUGUGGAAAUCAACUGCAGAGCUAGACAGUGAGUUUGAUUAGGCUGUCACAGACUUGGUGAUGCAAAUUAAACAUAGUCUUAGACUUACACAGAAAUAAUUCAGGACUUUUAGAUAAGUCAAUUGCGCUUACUUGCUUCAAGUUUAAAAAAUAAACAUUUCAUCCACCUGUAGCUCUCUCCUCCUCUAGUCUUUCUACUUCUGUGGGUGUCACAGCCACUGUCUAAGGGCUGGGCAAUGUGUGUUCAAAGUAGAAAAAGAAGUUUUGUUUGACAGCUUAUUUAAACAACAAUGAAAUGUUAUAAACUCCAGUAUUUUUUUAAUAUUGCACUAUGGACACAAAGAAAAAAAAUUGCAACACACAUUCUUAAUCAAAAAUAUACCAUGCAGCCUAAGUAAUUCCCUUAACACAACAGUUAUCCAAAACAUACACUGAAAUGUAUCUAUUUGCACACUUUGUAACUAAUUUCUCUUCUCUAUCAUCCUUAUCUGUAGCCCUGCUGAUGACUGUGGGUAUGCUCUGUCUGGCCAUGCUAUGA